Pongo pygmaeus (Bornean orangutan) is the source of this 6434-nucleotide messenger RNA. RefSeq names its product zinc finger protein 385B (gene ZNF385B). Gene Ontology annotation, molecular function: zinc ion binding; nucleic acid binding. Gene Ontology annotation, cellular component: nucleus. The transcript has 12 exons. Bases 3592 to 5166 code for a protein of 524 amino acids. The record is from RefSeq and is a predicted model, not a curated record. NCBI's taxonomy places the organism in Eukaryota, Metazoa, Chordata, Mammalia, Primates, Hominidae.
GCAGACCUCCUUAAGACAAUUACUAUAAGUGUCUUUGAAGAAAUACUUUUUCUUUAACUGAGCCUGAGUUCGGACUGUUAAGAACAAAUGUUAUGAAACAUCUAUCCCAUUAAUUUCUCACAACAUGUGAAUGUUGAAAUAAAAUACAGAAUUUUCUGACAUUUGCAAGAUAUUCAUGCACCCUUGUAAACAAACAUAAUUUAGUAGCCUAUUAAGAAAUGGGUUUUCUGCAGUCAAAUGCUCCCCACUGAGCUAUACCCCUCAACUUUGGGUUUUCUAUUCCUAGGUAGUCCAGUUUUCUUCCAUUGCAGGAGUGGUUUUCAAAAUAUGGCACCUGCCUGGAGAACAGAGUCUCACUGAUGGCUGCAAAGUGAUCCAAAAUGUCUGUAGGGCCUUGUUUUACAAUAUGACAUCUUUAAAAAAAUAUUUCCAUAGGUUUUUGGGAGACAGGUGGUAUUUGGUUUCAUGAGUAAGUUCUUUAGUGGUGAUUUGUGAGAUUUUGGUGCACCCAUCACCAGAGUAGUAUACAUCUUAUGUAUGAACUCAUUUCCAUUUCUCCUAUAGUAAAACUAAGGGAACUAUGAAGUCUCCAAAUUUGUUGAUAUUCCUUGUUAUCACCAAGUUCUUUAUUCACUGGAAAGUGUAAAUUUGUGAAUGUAGUUAAAAGGAGUUCGUCUAGCUAAGGUCUUCAGUAUUUAGGAACCAAUGCACCAUACAUUUCAUAAACGCAAAAGUAGAAAAAAACCUUAAAUCAAUCCCUUUCUGUUAUGUUCCUCCUUGAUAUUUGGGCUCUUUCCUUGAUGAACUACCCUUCCAGUGUUGCUGCUAUCCUGACCACUCUCCUAAUGCCCCGAGCCUAGGGCUAUAGUUCUCUGAGUUGGUUUACUCCAUUACUGCCAGGAGUGAGCCAGAAUGUUUCCAGGUAAAUGGUGCUUGGAGGCUUUGAGGAUAGGAGAAUCCCCUAUGUCAGAUAACACUGUAAAGGCAUGUUCAAUGCCGAAUUAUACAACAGAAACACAUUUGCAUCAGAAAAUCGAGACAGAAGCUGUUUUUUCUCUAUAUAUUUAAAUCUUGUGUUUUUAAAUUUAAUGUUGUUUCCAUAUUGAAGUGCGUUUACAAAGAAGGCACUGCAAUUGUUUUGUGCUUGGGGCUCCAGAGGCCUUAAUCCUGCUUUGGCUAAGGACGUGAAGGGCAGGAUUCUUAGUCAGUUAUGUCACAGGUGAAUAAUUGGGAGUUGUCUGCAUGUAUUUUAUGCUUCUUUCAGCUGUAGGAAAUGCAACCCUCAAAUUAUUCUCUGCUGUGAGUCUCAGCUAUAGGUGAUUAAAAAUAGACAGGGAGGAGGAAAGGAUAUAGUUGCAGUUCGCAGGACAUAAAAAAUGCACAUGCUGCUAAAUUGUGCAAGCCAUGGAGAACACUUCUCACAGGUGUUCCACUCUGCAGAGGUUACUCAUUUGCCUCCAAGUACAAUCCAAGGUGUUGACUGGAGACUUUAAGGGGCCCUCACCCCUUUCUCUGCAUCUUAGAUUCCUGGAGAUAUCAAUACUUACCUGAGCUCAGAGGCAACCUCCACAACCACGCUGUCCCAACUCUGAAGUGCAUGGCACUGGAAGCUGGGUGUUUUUCUCAUGGAAGGUUUUUUGCCUCUGGAAUUUCCUGCUUGUCCCAGUCUGCCAGAGCUCCAUCUUACUGACCUUCAGGGACUUGUGAAAGACGUGUUUUCAACAUAACCUUUAUUGAUGAGAAGAGACCUUAAGAUCAUAAUUUUGUGAAAGAUAAUUUAAGCAAUUAUCAUAGCUCAUGUUCUUUUGGGUUAAAAUGAUUGAAUUUUGGUGCUGUCCUUCUGUAGUAAUAGCAACUUCAAGUAAGGUGCAGUUUUAAGAAUAAACACACCAAUAAACGUUUGUUCUUAGUAUUGAGACUGCCGACCUGGAUGUGAAGAUAUUUGGAUUCUAAAAGUAAAAAAACUGUAAGUCAGAUUUAUGCCCUUUCUCACGCUGGUACCUCAGACGUGCUGGUGCUUGCAAUAACCCUACAUUCCAAGGUGGGUUAAAAACACAGCCUGCUCCUUUAGAAAGCUCUAGGAUGGUGUGAUUGUUUGUCACAUCUCAAGCCCACCCUGGGAGAACAACAUUGGCUUUGGCUGGACGUUAAGAUAUUUAUUCUAGAUGAUUAUGCCAAGACAUUAACAGCUGCAGGAUUAAUUAUUUACGUAGUGAGUGUCAAUCAUCUGAGACAAGAACCAAAGAAAAAUAUUUUAAGAUCAUCUGGUUAAAAAAAAAAUCUCUGCUAUAUAACACAGCUCUCUUGUCAUUUAUAACUCUUGAACUUCUCCCCAAAUAAGUAAUCUCAGAAAACUGCUCUUUUAAAAUUAUUUUCCCUUUCUUAAGUGUUCUAACUGCUUUCCCUUUCAGAACCGAGCACCUUGGCCAUGUUUGCACUAAUUUUCAGAAGAUGCCCUCUACAUCAGGGUAACCGAUGACAGGUUUUAGUUUUGAAAACUUAAACACGGAAAAGAAAUCCGGAGGAAAAUGAGCCCCCCGCCCACAACCCUUUCAGAUCCGCGGCGAGGCUGCGAUGCCUUCGGCGCUCCUGGCCUUCCCGGCUCCUCCAAAUAUGCCGAAGCUGCUAGCUGUGCUCUGCUAGCCCAGGGGUGGUCAAAGAGGAAAAACAAAUAGUUGGUCUGACGAUCUCCAAGAAGAGAGUUUCACUCUGGGUUGACUAAUAUUGGAAGCAUCCGCCCCAUCGCGGGGCUUGGCAUCUAGGCUUUGGGACCUCUGCCAUUGCCAAGGAUCUCUUCGGGGACCCGAGCCCCCGGGCUGAGGACCGCGGGGGACCCCUGGUCUGGACGGAGCCUCCUCUGGCUCGCUGUGCGCGCACGCCUGGAAAGGCGGGAUUUAAGGCAGCGAUGCUGCAGGAGGCUCUGCAGUGUCAACGAGCCCCCGAACGGUCCCGCCUCAUUCUCUCUCGUGUGUGUGCCUCGCAAGUCUCUGCUUGGUAAACCGUCACAGCCUCGGCGCGCGAGAGUGGCGUUGGCACGUCCAAACCCCGGGGUCCUCUGCCAGGCCAGGGGGGCGGGCGUGCGCCGGGGCCGGGCCGGGCCAAGCGCGCCCAGAGGGCUCCGGGCACACGCCCCUCACCUGGGCGAGGCCCGGCGCGCAGGCGCUCAACGCGGGGGCAGCGGCCGGGCGCUUAAGCCCGGCGCGGGUAAGAGUUGGACAGUUCAGGGGCCGCGCCGGGCCGAGCUGUCGCCGGCGCCACCUCCACCGCCGCCGCUGCUACCGCCACCGCUACCGCCUGGGCUGCAGCAGAUCGCGGGAGAACGUCUGCACGAAGCCCCGGUGCAGCCCUGGCGGGACCGCAGCAACCACCGGAGCGUGAGCAACAGCUUCCCGGCUGGAGGAGCCACUGCCCCACGCGCCCGCGGCUCGCGCGCCGAGAUGUUCUACAUUUCAACUCCAUCAAAUAUUAAAUUGAUGUUUAUGGGCUAACCCGGAAACCGAAAAACAAUUUGUUUCACUACAAGAAUAAGAAAAUAUGUCCAAAUUCCUGUCGGCUGACUUAUAAAGGGACUUUUAGAACACAACCCAAUGCAUGAGGUACUCCUUAAGCCCUGACAACCAUCUUGAAGAUGGAAUCAUGAAUAUGGCAAAUUUUCUACGGGGCUUUGAAGAAAAGGGGAUAAAGAACGACAGGCCUGAGGAACAGUUGAGCAAAGAGAAAAAGAAAAUUCUUUUUUCCUUCUGUGAGGUGUGCAACAUCCAGCUGAACUCUGCAGCCCAGGCUCAGGUGCAUUCCAAUGGCAAAUCCCACCGCAAACGAGUGAAGCAGCUGAGUGAUGGGCAGCCCCCACCACCUGCCCAGGCCAGCCCCAGCAGCAACAGCAGCACAGAAUUAUAUCACAUGGAAGAAUGUCUUCUUGAAGACCAGAAGAAUGAGAGAAGAGGCAACUUAAAGUUCUUCACAGGCAGUACAUGCAACACUACUACCCUUCCUGCUCUUGUGCGCACACCUACCCUGAUGAUGCAGCCUUCACUGGAUAUCAAACCAUUUAUGUCUUUUCCAGUGGACAGUAGUUCUGCUGUUGGGCUCUUUCCAAAUUUUAACACAAAAAGAAGAGGCUUAUUUGGGACCAAUAAAUUUUGCCAGAUGGAUCCUGUGCAAAAAGCGGUUAUUAACCAUACAUUUGGAGUAUCCAUUCCCCCAAAGAAGAAACAAGUUAUUUCUUGUAAUGUCUGUCAGCUUCGCUUUAAUUCAGAUAGCCAGGCCGAGGCCCACUACAAAGGAAGUAAACAUGCCAAGAAGGUCAAAGCACUAGAGGCAACGAAAAAUAAACCCAAAAUGGUUCCUUCCAAGGACAGCGCAAAGGCUAAUCCCAGCUGCUCCAUCACUCCAAUCACAGGCAACAACUCUGACAAAUCAGAAGAUAAAGGGAAGUCAAAAGCCAGCAGUUCCAGUCAGCCAUCAAGUUCUGAAAGUGGCUCAUUUCUCCUCAAAUCUGGCACAACACCCCUACCACCUGGAGCAGCCACUUCUCCCUCCAAGAGCACAAAUGGAGCUCCUGGUACUGUUGUUGAAUCAGAAGAAGAAAAAGCCAAAAAAUUACUUUAUUGUUCACUAUGCAAAGUGGCUGUGAACUCCCUGUCACAGCUAGAGGCACACAACACAGGAUCUAAACACAAGACCAUGGUUGAAGCUCGUAAUGGGGCUGGUCCAAUUAAAUCCUAUCCUAGACCUGGAUCAAGAUUAAAGAUGCAGAAUGGCAGUAAGGGGUCAGGACUACAGAACAAGACAUUUCAUUGUGAAAUCUGUGAUGUUCAUGUUAAUUCAGAAAUUCAACUCAAACAGCACAUUUCUAGCCGAAGGCAUAAAGAUCGAGUUGCAGGGAAACCACUGAAGCCAAAAUACAGCCCUUACAACAAACUCCAGCGGAGCCCGAGUAUUCUAGCAGCAAAACUUGCGUUCCAGAAAGAUAUGAUGAAGCCUUUGGCCCCAGCCUUCCUGUCCUCACCUCUGGCAGCGGCGGCAGCCGUGUCCUCUGCGCUGUCACUCCCACCCCGGCCCUCUGCCUCGCUCUUCCAGGCUCCAGCCAUUCCUCCAGCUCUUCUGAGGCCUGGGCAUGGGCCCAUCCGCGCCACUCCUGCCUCCAUCCUCUUUGCUCCGUACUAACGUCUGCAAACCCCAAGACGUUUGAGGCCAGUAGGAAGUUGAGAAAGAAAGCCACAAGGAUUCAGCAAUUUAAGCAGUUUGUGUUGCAGUACCCCCAUUCACCCACAAUAUGCAGCCCACCAUCCAGCUCCCCAAUUCCAAAGAGAAACACAUCACUAGAUUCACGAGGGCUUUUAGAGACUGCUCCUACAAUUUAGGAAUCUGAGCAGCAAGGCUUUAUCUCCCUAUUUCCUCCCCCACCCUACCCCGUUCAAUUUGUGUAUCUCAGAUAUUUGAUUUCUUGAACAUGUAUUGGUCAGAAAGAAAAAGAAAGAAAAUCAUUCUCUAUUUUUCCAUGGGUAUGAUCUGGCUUAAAACAAUAUGGAAUAUUUUCCUGACAGACUUGAAAACUAGGAUCUUCCUCAGAUGUCUGUAAAUAACUCUGGUAUCGAACUGGGUGUAUUCUAGUGUGGAACAAAAAACAAUGAACACAAGUGCUUACUUGUGGAUACUAUCUUACCAAUGGAUCACAAAGUUUUCUUUUUGGUGUACUGUUGUUGACAGGGAUUGUGUACCGUUUCGACCCAAGUACUGUUGUAUCCUGUGUAGUACUAGAUCUGUAUCUCUUGUCUGAAUUAAACAUUUUUAGUUGCUGUGUAAAUGUUAGGAAGCAAAGUAGCUUUGAAUUUUCUCUUUAAGAGAACAAAAGAUAAAAUAAUGUAUUUUCUUUAUUUCACAUUUUAUUUGGAGAUAUUUAAAUGAAAUAGAAAGCCAUAUAACAUAGCUAUAAUUACUACCUGUUUGCUAUUUUUGUUUAACUUAUUUUGUAGCUUCCUCACUGGUUUGUGUUGCUAAGCAAACGUAUACAAACAGAAAAAGAGCUUCCUAAAUUGCACAUUUUUGCACCUCUUGUGCAUUCUGCAAGAAGACAAUGAAUCCAUGUAUUUCUAUAUAAGUAUCUUCUUCAUUUUUAACCUGUUUUCAUUUGUAAUGAUGCUACAUAAUUUUGUGGCUCCCUAAUGCAAUAAUGUACAGAAGAUAAAAAAAUUUAUAAUUGAACAAGUUGUCUUUCUGUUCACUGAAUAUAUUGCAGGUCAUGCUCCCAUGCGCCCGUUUCUAAACCGAUAUCAACAAGACUGGAAUGUUCGUGAUAUCAGGGGCAAGAGUUAUCAUAAAACAAUAAAACAGAGUGGACUCUUUUAGAGCAUCUAUAUCUGCAACCUGUAAAUGGUAAAAUGUCUGUGUAUUUUUUUAAAUGUACCUUUUCAAUAAAAGUACAAAAAAUAAAA